CCCCGGGCGGGCUGAGCUCAGCGCCGGCGCCGCGGGGCCGAGCCAGGGCACCGGCCGCCCCGCGCUCCGCCCCGGGCCCCAGCCCGGCUUCUUCCGGGUCGGGCGCUGCGGGGCCGCCUCGCACCGCGGUUUCGGCGGCGGGCCCCGGCCCUCGGCCAUGCCGGCGCCGGGCGAGCGGAGCGCGGCGCGGCGGGAGGCCACGGGGCGGCGGCUGGCGCGGUUCGCGGCGCUCAGAGGGAGGGCCGCCCGCCCCGGCGAGUUCUGGGACGUGGUGGCGGUGACGGCCGCCGACGCGGAGCAGGCGCUGGCCUACCGGCAGCAGCUGGCCGAGAAGCUGAGCAGAAGGGAGCUGCCGCUGGGGGUCCGCUACCAUGUCUUCGUGGAUCCACCUGGACCGAAAAUCGGAAACGGUGGAUCAACACUUCAUGUUCUUCGGUGCUUGGAAGAUCUGUAUGGUGAUAAAUGGACUUCUUUUAUUGUGCUGCUAAUUCAUUCUGGUGGUUACAGUCAACGUUUACCAAAUGCAAGUGCCCUGGGAAAGAUUUUCACAGCUUUGCCUUUUGGCGAUCCCAUUUACCAGAUGUUGGAACUGAAGCUCGCCAUGUACAUUGAUUUCCCUAGUCACAUGAAACCAGGAAUUCUUGUUACGUGCUCGGAUGACAUAGAACUUUACAGCACUGGAGUUACAGAAACCAUCACGUUUGAUAAACCCGGAUUUACCGCAUUAGCUCACCCUUCAGAUUUGACAGUUGGGACUACUCACGGAGUGUUUGUUUUAGAUCCAUCCAGUUUUUCAGGAAGAGGAGGGCUUGAAUACACGUCUUGCCAUCAUUUCCUGCACAAGCCUGAUAUUGAGACAAUGCGCCAGUGUGGCGCAGUAUGCGUAAGAGGGAAUUGUUCUCAGCUAAGUUCCUCUGAAGACCACAACGACUCAGAAAUGGACUCGGAGUGUGUGUAUACAGACAGUAUAUUUUACAUUGAUCAUAGCAUUGCAAAACAAUUACUGACAUUUUAUAAGCAGAUGGGCACUCUUUGCUGUGAAAUAGAUGCAUAUGGUGACUUCCUCCAGGCCCUGGGGCCUGGAGCCACUCAAGAUUACACAAAAAACACAAAUAACGUCACAACAGAGGAAUCACAGUUAGUAGAAGUACGGCAGAAACUAUACUCUCUUCUGAAAGGAACUGCGCUUAAUGUUAUAGUCUUAAACAACUCUAAGUUCUAUCACAUUGGAACUACUCAAGAGUAUCUGUUUCACUUUACAUCUGAUAGCAAACUGAAAUUUGAGCUUGACUUACUGUCUGUGGCUUUUAGCAUCUCUUCUGACAAAGCCAAGACCUUGGAUCAAUCCACAAGUAUCAUUCAAAGCAUACUUGAGCCUGGAUGUUUUGUAGGACCUGGAUCCGUUAUUGAAUACUCUAGAAUUGGACCUGAAGUAUCAGUAGGGAAGAGCAGCAUUAUUAGUGGAGCGUACAUAAAUUUGAAAGUAGACAUACCUUCAAACUGCUUCCUGAGCUCCUUAAGUGUAAAAAUUAACAAUCAAGUGAAGUAUGUAAGUAUGGUGUUUAGUGUAGAAGACGACUUGAAAAAGAGUGUGAAAUUGUUGUCAGAUAUACAUUCACUCCAGUUUUUUGGAGUCAGCUUCUUGGAAUGCUUGGACCUCUGGGGUGUAGAGGUUUCAGACCAGCUCUUCUCCAAUGAGAGCACAUGUUUGGGCUUGUGGACUGCUAGGAUUUUUCCUGCUUGUUCUACGUUAAGUGAAUCAGUUAGACUGUCGUUACAAAUGUUAAAUUCUGUGCAGCACAUGUCAGCUUUUAAAUUGAAUGGCUUUAAGCUCUUGUCUGUUGAAGAAAUGCUCACCUACAAAGAUGUAGAAGACAUGUUGAAGUUUAGGAAGCAAAUUUACGAUGAAAUCCGUCUGCAAAGAUGAAGAGAAAAGUCUGAUUUGUAGAAUGAACAGUACUUGAACAAAUUUCCUGUUUUCAUUUGUGGAUGAUUGAUUGCUUCCCAGCUUGUAAAAAUCAUAACAAAAAAGUACACAGAUCUUUUCUCUGAUUUCAUUGCAGUAGAAAUAACGAAUUUGCAUUAACAACAUUGUUGUAGCAUAACAUUAAUAAUGCAGCAAAUGCAUAUAAACUAUUUUAGUGAAAGAAAUAAUGAAAUUUUUCAGAUCUCUGAAAACACGAAUUGCUGACUUUUCUAGGGGUGCAUAUUAUUAUGUUUUGUAGUCUUUGUCAGUAAGAAUAUGAUACAGAACAAAUUAAUUAGAAAUUUGACUGAAAACUGCUGUAAGUUUUUCAGAGUAGAACAUUAGCUCCAGCAACAUGGAAUGAUAUAGCAAUAACUUACUUUUCUCUCUUUUCAUGCUGCCUUCUGGUACAUCUUCAGAGAAACACACAAUACCUAUUCUCUCUUCCCCUUCUCCACCCUUUACUAAUAAAGAUGUCCUUUUGUUUCUAGUUUAGGUGCCAAAAAUCCAGCUCCAAAUAGAUAAGUAUGCUUUUUAUACUUUUUUUUCUGACCUGAUCAAAAAGGAAAGUGCCUUUUUGUAUGUGCACAACUUUAAAUGUACUCUUCUCUGUUCCCUCUUCCGCACCCCCUUUUUUAAAAAUACAGGAAGUGUCAUAGCAGGCCAUGCCAGUGCUCCGUCUAGCCCCAUAUUCUGUCUCGGGCUGUGGCACCGCAAAGAUGGUGUGCAGGGAGAGCGUGGAAGCCUAUCCAAUUCUGUGAUCCUCUGUGUUUUCAACAGCUCAUUACAUAAACAAUUGUUAUAUACUUUAGUGCUACAAGGUGGAAAAAAGCUUGUUCGCACUAAGUUUAUAUUCAGAGACCUCAAAUAAUUUAUUUUUAAUUUUGCUUCUACAAUGACUGCGGUUUUAAUUUUUCCAUUUCAUGCUAUUUUUAAGAGUGUGCUGUGUAUUAUAUCAAUGUAAUUUGACUGUAAACACAAUGCAUCUUUUUCUCUUGCAUUUAUCUAUGGGUUUUCAUGUUUUAUUUAAUGUUUCAUUACAACAGUGUUUAUCUCUAUGCUGACUCAAUUCCCUAAUGGCAUCUUUCUUAUGCCACCUACAAGGCAGUAGUGUAAUAUCUCCUGAAUAUUACCCAAGCUGGUUUAACCUUCACCAAGUUUCUUCUUCACUGAUAAAGAAACCUUUGAAGAGAUGUAGUAUUUUUCCUGAGGAUCUUUUCUGAGCAAGAAGAAAUACAAAGGAGCUAGAUGUGGAGGUUGGGAAUUGCCAAGGUUGACUUCAAAGGAAUAAGGAGAAUUUCUGAGCAAAUAGAGGUUUUAAAAGUCAUUAUAGAAUACUAGCUUAACAAUGGAAACAGCAGCAGAUUUGAGAACACUGAGGUCCAAGACAAACGCAUAAAGUCACAAAGUAAAAAUAGUCGUAGAACGUGGAGCAUGAAAUUGUGGUUUGUGCAUCAUCCUAUUUGCAUAAUCUAUUCAUCUAUUGUUAGAGUAUACAAAAUGUUUUGGGAAAAACAAAUGUUUGACAUAGACUUUGCAUCUUCAAUUGGGAGACCAAAUUUUGUUCUGAAAAGACUUCUUGAUGAUUGCUUUACUGCUAGACAAGCUUUCUGGCUGUUUAGUAACAGUAAAAUGAAGUUGCAUUCAUUUAACAUGAUUAUUCACUUCAACUGUUACAAUUGCAUUUAUUCUAAAUUCCCUAAGUACCAUGUAUUGAUUUCAUUACUGAAAGCAAUCUGGAUAUAACUAGGAAAUGGAUUUGCUUCUGUCACAUAAGUAAUGGGAAAAAACAAAGAGGAAAACCAUACUGACUAAACAGCUUUUGGAAAGUGUUGGGGUAGACUUGAUCAAGCAGCAGCUGCUAUCCAAGCAACACUGCUUCCAAGAAAAAAAAAAAAAACCAACAGGAGUGGAAUCCUGGUUGUAGUCUUAGACUACUGUGCCCAGCACCUGGGUCAGCAGGCUGCCUCAGGCUCUGUCAGUCCACCAAGUGCACAAGGAGAGGUAAGAGGUACUUUGUUAGAGUAUUUCUCUCUCAGUUUUCCUUUCCUAGUGUGCUGCUGUCAUGCCUGUCCAGCCCUGGACUGCUCAGAGGUGCUGACACAGCUGCAACCGGGAUGGGUAAGAAGUAGCUACUCGCACCCCUGCAGAAAGUAUUAUCCUCUGGGAUGUGCUGUCCAUUACUGUCAUUCCUUAACCUUGCCUCUGAGUCAGAAUCAUCCAAGUUACUAUGAAGCAGUAAGUGUUACACAAAAAUUCUGUCAUUCUAACAUACUGUGUUGGCAAGUGACUCUGUUGGUUUGACAGGGCGGUAAUCUCCACUGGUAAUCCCUUAACCUCGACAGCCUGCAGGUCUGACUGUAAACCUGGGCUCACACUCUUGCGGUAAGUGUUGUGAGCCUCGUGGGUGCUCAUUAGGGUCCUGGCACUUGCAAACAGUAAAGGCUCAUAAAAAAACCAGAUUACACAAUUUACAGAUAACUGCUGGAAAGCUCAGUUGCGUCUUUCCCACCAAGGGCAAUAACACUUUUGCUCUGCUUAGUCCUGCUGUCAAGGACCUAAAUGAGGAAAACUUUUGUAAAGAUUUGCUGAAAGUAUUCUUUGGCCACAGCCCCAGGGAGUGUGGCUGUACUAUAGGCAGUGCACAGAAGAGCUGGGUGUUGGCACACCUCAAAACCUGAAAUUUUUUCAUUAUCUUCUCUUCCACUAUGCAGUUUGUAAAGCGCAGCCCCAUGAAGCUAUUGCUUAAACAAAUGGUGUUUAAACACACCGAAUGUGCAGACGCUCCUUCAUUUCUAGCUCUUUAAAUAUGUGACCAAGUUGAAAAGCUUUGUGGCUAAACACUUCAGUGAGGAGCUAGAAAUAUUUUCUUAACCUUUGACUAAAGGCCUAAGGUACCUUUUUCGGCAAACCUGUGAAGCAUGUAAUGUCCAGUCUCAUUUAACAGUUCUUAGCAGCAUGUCAAUGAAUUGCCCUGUUAGGAAAUAAAACAUUUAGAUCUCGAGGCAAAGAACUUAAUUAAAAAAAAAAAAUCUGUUGUAAUGGAAUAAGCCUAGAUUUGAUUUACUAGCUAAGACACAUUAGACUGCUUUAAGUCUUUAUGCCACACCACGCAUUCCUUUUACAGUAAAUAUUAUUGUCUCAAAUUUUCAAAAGCAGAUUUUGGUCAAUAUUAGCCAUAGGAAAUGUCAGCAGCCUUAAUGAAUUUAUUCCACAGGUAUUGAAAUACCUGGAUUUGUACUAUUUUUUUCAUUUUUAAACUGCAAUCAAUUUUAAAAUUUUAUGAAAAACAUUAAAAAUUAUAUUUUAUUUAAUACAGAGCUCUAUUUUCCCAUAUGUUUUUCUAUCAUACAGGGUUAUGUGUUUGCCUGUUCACACACACAUUCUGUAAAUUCAUUCUUGGACUCCACACUUAGGAAUAAACACAAUUUUAUAUAUAAGCUUCCACUAACUUCCUUUGAGCCACAGAAGGCACAUGUUUUCCCAUUGAAUUUCUGAUGCAUCCAUAAUCCUUUGUGGUCUUUUUUACUGAUAGUAAGAUUAUCAUUGUGAAGUAUGAGAUUAGAAAGUUUAUGGAAAUAUUCAGAGAAAAUGGACUGUGCCAUAGAGAAUGUUAGUGCAUGAAGAUUGAUAAUGGUAUUGGCAAUCCAGACGUCCAUCUGUCAAGGGCUGCUGGAAUUUAAAAAUUAAAAUACACAUCCACUGCACUUUAAUGAAUUUUGUUGAAAGGAUUUGGUAGAUAUGAGGCAUAUUUUUCUGCAGGCUUUUUUGUGAGUCUUAAAUGCUGAAACGCAGCUUUACCCUGUCAAGCUACAGAAAGUAUCUAGUUUUGUUGAUUUUCCUGUACCAGCUUCAGAAUAAAAUCUGAAAACCUGGAAUGAAUACCCUAUUUGAUUGAAGUCACUAGGAGUUUUGAUUUUGAUUUAAGCAGGGGCCAGGAUUUUGCCCCUGGCAAGCAUAUAGAUGGAGCAAAGGUUUCCAGAGUCCAUCAAGGAUAGGAAUCUCUGAAGAAGAACAAGAACUGCAGACCUCUCAUUGAGUAUCCUGACAGCGAGUGUUAGAACCCUGCAUACGCCUGACAAGCCUUCGCUAAUCUACUGCACCUCGCUAUGCAGCUUGUUGAGUUGUGUUGGGCACUGGGUGAGCAAGAGAUCAGUAGGCAGAGAAAGCACUGGAGCUGCAGAGCACAGAAGUAGUUGCAAAGAGAACAGUCAGUCUGUAGUGGAUGUAACAUCAUUUUUGAGUUAACGAUAUUUCUGUUGAAGGAGAGAGAGGAGAUGACAGAUAAGCGAGUAUUUUUAUGUAUCCUUGACACAUUUGAAAAAUAAUGUCUUUAUUUAGGCAUGCAAUAACUCUUUGCUGUAUGUAUUGCAGCUAUUUAUGAAGUGUGCAUGAUUUUUAGCUCUAACAAAUUCUAGUCCUUAAAAGGGCUGUGUUAUAGUGUGAUCAAAUCUUAUUAAAAUCAAAAAGUCUUCAGACUGGACACUUCCUGACUAUAAUAAUCUAAGUUUGGUGUACACAAUAUGUAUAUGUAUUUUAUUCGUAUUGCAUCUUACAAGCUUUAGCUAAUCUUUCUUUUUCACAGCUUGCUGUUAAGGUAGAUGACAACAAUUUUCUGUUGCAACCAGCUGGGAUAAACUUGUCCUGAGGAAACUGAGACUUGUGCAAGGCCACACAGUAAAACUUAACAGCAAGAUAAUAGCAAUAUGGGUUUGCUGGUUUCUAAUAUCAGAUUCUGAAAACAAGACCAUCAGGGUAUCCUGGCUCGUGAUUGUCCUCCAGUCUGAGUAAUAAAGGAUGCAGUGCUGAAAAUGCCAGUCAGGUAGGACCUUCUAAGAACAGGAGGCAUCUAUUGAAAUUUGGAGUUUGAUUUUGAUUAAAGCUUACUGAGUUUCCUAGAUGGAUGCAGUUUUUGUCUGGCUGUCUAGAUCAUUGCCUGGCUCCAUCUAUCCUGAAAUGCAACUCAGGCUGGUACAGUCUCAAAUAAAGCCAAGAUGAGUGUUUAAUGAUUUUAUUCAUGUCAGCUUUCUUUAUUUAAUUAGUUUUGCUGUGUAGUGCAAUAAUAGGGCUCAUAAUGAACAUCAUCUUAAUGAUUUCCCUGAAUGCUUUGAGACCAUGCUAUAAUGAACGGAGAUUUAGCCAUACUGUAUAUAUUACACGAUGAAAUUUGAGAGAGGAGGAUUAUUUCAGUAACCUUUUAGGCAGGAAAUUGAAAUCUGAGAAAUUGGGCACUUAAAAAAGAACACAAGGGAAGGCAGCUGAAAUAAAAAUGAGCAGCUGAAAGGUAUCUGUGCCAGAAGGAUUUGGGGAACCAAUGAAAGAACGUAAGCUCCAACAUUUGGAUCUGCAUAGAAAUGUUCUUGACUUGGACAGGGAGUUUGUCUGUAUUGGAGCUCAGCGGUUCCAGCUUCUUCUCAUUUCGUAAAUCUCUGAUGCAACAGCUUCAUUUUCUGCUCUCUGCACAUGUGGAAAAUUAAUCCCUGUGCAAAUGCCAGUGUAAUAAUGUGAGAACAAAAAUAGCAGUACUAUUCUUCUGUACACUUCUUUUAAUCCACUGCCACAGAGAAGCCAUUGUAAACACCCGUUUCCUUAUAUGGGCUACAGAGUUCCUUGUACUUUAUUUUCAUAAAAAUGCAUUGUCUUUUAAUGCCCGUUUCAUUUUCUGUGACAAAACAGAAUGUCACCAGAAUAACAUUGAAAUGUAUAGGAGCAAUUUACAGCCUCUCGAAGUAAAUUAUAGAUAUGGAUAUGUUCUAAUUAAUUUGACAUAAAGAUCAUUUCAAAAGACUUAAUCAUGUAAAUCCUCCCUGUGAAGGACAUUUAAAACCAGAAAUGGGAGAAGAAUUUUUCACGUUUCUCUUGUAAGAUUGCACGACAGCUGCACAUUCCAAACAUAAAACUGCAAUAAAACUUCUGAAAACUUAAAGAACUUUGUACAGCUCAGUAUUCUGUAAACAUUACAUCUGAAGACUUUACUCUCUGAAAAACAUUGCUCUUGACAUUUUAGUGCUACUUGUAUAGGUGUUAAUUAGAACUGGCCUAACAUAGUAGUCAGUGCAGUUAUUCCUUUCUUCUCUGUUUGCAAACGCUCUGCAAACAGGCUCUGCAAUUAUUAAUUUUUGUCUUCCCUGCCCCCUCCCCAGUUUCAAUUAUUCUACAACUGCUUCACAUAGCCUAUGAUGUGAAUGCUUCAAGAAUUCACCUGAAAGUUGCUUUCAUGGUGAAAAAUGCUGUUGCGUUGACUUUGCUGGCUGACCAGAUUAUCCUCCUGUGCUGUAGUUUCCAGUGGUCUUCCCUGAGUGUCCAUAUGAAUGAAUCCUCACCCACACAAAUGUCUGCAAAGAGUGAAUAAAAAUAUGGUAUAGAAA
Messenger RNA from Harpia harpyja (harpy eagle), 8334 nucleotides. It is a transcript of the gene FPGT, whose product is annotated as fucose-1-phosphate guanylyltransferase. The transcript has 4 exons. Gene Ontology annotation, molecular function: transferase activity, transferring phosphorus-containing groups. NCBI's taxonomy places the organism in Eukaryota, Metazoa, Chordata, Aves, Accipitriformes, Accipitridae. The record is from RefSeq and is a predicted model, not a curated record. The coding region runs from base 158 to 1927 and encodes 589 amino acids.